AUGUCAGUUCGUUUGCCUUUAACAACUCAUCGUAGAACUAGCAUAUCAGCGGUUUCACAGGCAGUUUAUUUAGGUUUAGAAAUAGAGUUUGGCGAUAAUGACAAAGUUGAAUACGCUAUUUGUACUCACGAUGGUUGUUAUGCCAUUGAUUUUGAAAUAUCCACUGUCGACAUAUCCAAUAUCCCUAAAAUUGAGGAUCGCGUUGAGAAGGUUAUACAGGUGGUCCUCGAAAAUAUUUCGUUAUAUUCCAGAGCGCAAAAUUACAAAAUACACGCAAUUGGUCUUGGUGCGCAUUUAAAAAAUGGACAAGAUAUGAAAAGUCUUUUAUUUACUUCGCCAAGUCUUUCUUCUAGACUUUGGUUAGAGCUCGAUGCUUUGCCUUUUGUUAUUAAAACAAAGGGUAAAACUGUCGAUGAACGAGCUAGCUCAGCUGUGAGGAAAACUGUUGUAUGGAUUAGUCCACAAAUUCCUGGAUCGAUCCCAAGAAUAGAUGUUGGAUUCAGACAUGAAGUUGAAGUUGAUCUAAAUGGAAUGAUUAAGUUGGUUGAUUUAACGCAUUACGAAAAAACUGUUCAUCCGGCAACUUGGAAAGUGAUCAGUAGUAUUGGUAAUGAAAUUAAAAAUAGAAAUAUAAGGGCAUCAUUCUUCAAUGCAACACCUCAGGGAGGUGGAGUUGCUCUUAUGCGUCAUGCGCUUAUUCGUUUAUGUAAACUUAUGGAGAUUGAUAUCCAUUGGUUUGUUGCUAAACCAAAACCUGAAGUGUUUGAUAUAACAAAAAGAAAGUUUCAUAAUGUAUUACAGGGUGUAGCACCUCCAGAUGUUUGCUUAACCGAAAAUGAUAAACGAGUAUUUAUUAAUUGGUCCAAUGAUAAUGUCGAACGUUUCUGGAAAGAUGAUGAGGGUCCAAUUAAGAAUAGUGAUGUGAUAAUAAUUGAUGAUCCACAAGUUUGUGGUAUUAUUCCUCAAAUCAAAAAACUCAAUCCAACAUGCAAGAUUAUAUACAGAAGUCAUAUUGAAAUAUGUGCCGAUUUGAUCCGGCAGAAUCCGACCGGACCACAAGCUGUAACAUGGAAUUUCCUUUGGAGCUUUAUUUCCCAAGCAGAUCUGUUUGUAUCUCAUCCUAUGCAUAAUUUCGUUCCAGAUAAUGUUCCUAUGGAAAAAGUGGUUCUUCUUCCUGCUUGUACAGAUCCAUUAGAUGGUUUAAACAAAGAAUUGAGCCUGUCCGAUUUAUCUUAUUAUAAAUUGGUUUAUAAUAGAUUAUCAAUAGAUCAAUGUGGUGUUGAAAUUGAUUUUCAUCGACCAUAUAUUGUUCAAGUGGCUAGAUUUGAUCCUAGCAAAGGUAUUGAUUUGCUGAUCCAUUCCUUUAAGCUUCUCCACGAUAAGCUUAAAGAAGCUGGUUGGGCUCAAGAAAAAAUUCCUUCAUUAAUAAUUUGUGGAGCUGGAAGUAUUGAUGAUCCAGAUGGAACUCCAAUUUAUGAAAAGACUCACGAGUUAUUGGCACGGCCCGAGUAUGCUGAUAUCGUAAACGUUGUUUCAGUUGUACGUCUUCCUCCUUGUGAUCAAAUAUUCAACACUAUUUUAAGAUGUGCUCAUGUAGCAUUACAAUUAAGCACGAGAGAGGGGUUUGAAAUUAAAGUUACAGAAGCCUUAGCAAAGGGUGUUCCUGUUAUAGCAUUCAAAGCAGGAGGAAUACCGCUUCAGAUUAAACAUGGGGAAACGGGCUUCUUGGCAGAUAUUGGUGAUACUGAACAAGUAGCAGAUUAUUUGUUUACUUUGUUUAAUGACCAAGAACUUUAUCAGAGAAUGUCAAAGAAAGCAGUAGAGACUUUAAACGAACAGUACUUUACUGUAUUCCAAACUCUUAAUUGGUUAUAUUUAAUUAACCGAUUCGCUAAAGAAAGACGUAAAGAGAUGGGUGAAGAUAUUGAAAUCGAUGAACAAGUACUUUGUGGAAACAAAAAAUGGGUUAAAGAGCUUUGGGCAGAACAAUAUAAUUAUAAAGAGGUGAUGAAUCAACAAGCGAAUGAUCCAGAAAUUGAAAAAAAGGUAAUUAAUUGA
Rhizophagus irregularis DAOM 181602=DAOM 197198 is the source of this 2058-nucleotide messenger RNA. RefSeq lists its product as uncharacterized. Gene Ontology annotation, molecular function: glycosyltransferase activity. NCBI's taxonomy places the organism in Eukaryota, Fungi, Glomeromycota, Glomeromycetes, Glomerales, Glomeraceae. The record is from RefSeq and is a predicted model, not a curated record.